AUGCAAUUAGCUUCCAAGGAGUUUAAUAAUCGUAUCUUCACCCUUUCACUGCGUAUGUUUAACUUUACGCAAGGAUUUGAAAAUGACCUCGCUAACGGGCAGUCAGCUAAGAUUCAGAUUCUUCGGCAUCUCUUGGAGCAAACACCGAGUCCACUCCGUCCCGCCGUGUCACGGGGCAAUGAGCACGGUCCACUUCGUGACGUGAUAGCGCCUCAGUCCUGGGCGACGUGUGACCAGGCUCUGAAAUCUGGCGCCGGACAGCCAAAACCUUUCACAGACCGCGCGCCACCCCACGCGCGGCCCCGACAGGAGCCGUCUGUCGGGGGCCCCUGGGGGCGGGGGGGGGGGGCCGCGCGGCUGGGGGCCCGGCCGCUGCUUCCACGCUCCCCGCCGCGGCGAGAGCUGCUUCGGCCUUGCCGAGGUGGCCCUCAGAGACGGGCUUUAACUGACUACCUAAAGCCUAUCGCUGAAGAAGAGAGAAGAAUAGAGGCUGAAGAGAAAAAGAAACGUGAAGAACUUGAGCGAAUUGCAAAAGAGCUUGCAGAAGCAAGUGAAGAGUCCAUACUGAAAUGA
Molecule: messenger RNA, 573 nt
Organism: Nipponia nippon (crested ibis)
Lineage: Eukaryota; Metazoa; Chordata; Aves; Pelecaniformes; Threskiornithidae
Source: RefSeq, a predicted model, not a curated record